UCCAUAAGGACACACAGUGGACAUGCCCGUGCUUGUGUUGGAACAAGCACUGUAGAGGUGUAAUCACACAAGGGAGAUUCUCCACCUCUCUGCAGGAACUGAGAAAAAGGAACUUGACGCUGCUGUCUAGCACAACUCGCGUGUUUAUCUCCAAAAGCCAAGAUGCCAGAAACAGCAGAAGCUGUGUCAGCCACUCUCACCACCAACAGAAACUGCACCAUAGAAAUAACCAAUGUCAGCAGUAGCUACUGCCUUAUCAACCCCAAGGUAUACAUGGCAAGUGGCUUCUGUCACCACCCGCCUCAGCCUACGAUUCGUACCACCAAGAUCGAAGUGUGCUCUUUCAUCAAGGAUGACAACACUGCCACAGGCACUGUUGGCAUACUGACCUACGACCUGUUCCAUAUGCAGAGCCGGGUUUGCUCUGAGCGCAUGGCCAUUAUGUUCUCUGUGCCCUUUGACUACAACCUGUACAAGAACCGGCUGGCUGUGGGUGUGGUUGAGCAUUCUCGUGCCUGCGACAAACAUCUGUACAACCAGAUGUAUGAUGGGAAUGACCUCAGUAACUUCACCCGCUCUGAGACAAACGGAUGUGGGCUGGAAUAUAAAGCUACAUAUGUUGAUUUGAGGGCUACAAUGUCUUCUAUUGGCAAAGCCAUUGUUAAAGUGGAGCUCUAUGAUAAAAUGGGUCAUUAGUGUAGAUGAGUCUAAUGGUGUUGCCUUUUUGUACUUUUUUGAUUUGUAACCAACAGAAUAAAUAAACUUCAUUUGAUUUGACUACUGUUGCAUGUUGACAUUCAGAGGAGAGGAAGACUGAUUUUGCUGUCGUCUGUAUUUUGUGUCCGCUGAAAGAUAUCAAUAUCUGACAGCCAGCUCAUUGAUUCUCCAUUAGCUUAUUUCUUGGGCUUAUGUAUAUUGUACACUCCCCUUUUUCUUUGAUUAUGGUAAUAAAACAUUCAGACCCAA
Siniperca chuatsi (mandarin fish) is the source of this 966-nucleotide messenger RNA. Its product is annotated as bryoporin. Gene Ontology annotation, molecular function: channel activity. The record is from RefSeq and is a predicted model, not a curated record. Gene Ontology annotation, biological process: monoatomic cation transport; pore complex assembly; cytolysis in another organism. Lineage: Eukaryota; Metazoa; Chordata; Actinopteri; Centrarchiformes; Sinipercidae. Gene Ontology annotation, cellular component: pore complex. The transcript has 3 exons. Bases 163 to 696 code for a protein of 177 amino acids.